This is a messenger RNA of Penaeus monodon (black tiger shrimp), 814 nucleotides long. RefSeq names its product vicilin-like seed storage protein At2g18540. The transcript has 6 exons. Lineage: Eukaryota; Metazoa; Arthropoda; Malacostraca; Decapoda; Penaeidae. The record is from RefSeq and is a predicted model, not a curated record. The coding region runs from base 1 to 789 and encodes 262 amino acids.
AUGGUUACUCCUAGUGUGACAGGCGUCCAUUUCACCCUGUGUGUGCAAGGGGAAAGGCCCGGGUUGCCAUCCAGGGUGUGGGGAACUGAAAAAUACAAUGCAAUUUUACAAUCUCGUCUGGAAGAAGAAGGGCGCAAGAAUCUAGCACUGACGAGGCAGAUCCGAGAGAAGGAGAGCGAGCUCACACGAGCAGAGACAGAGCACAAUGAAAGAGUGAAAAGUCUCAAAAGAAGGGAAAAGAGGAAAGAGGAAGAGGCAGACGAAGAGAAGGGCGAGCUUGAGAGCGAGCUCAGGCGACGAGACAAGAGGAUCGAGGCCCUCAAGAAGCAGCUCAGAGAUCAAGAAGAGGAAAGAGAAAUGGACUCGCAACUCGAAGAGGAAGACAGCGUGUUAAAGCGAAUGAUUAGGCAGUUCAGAGAACAAGAACGAAAAAAGCAAAAACUUCAAUCCUCGGCCUCAGGCAGGAGGAGCAGGACCUGGGGAGCAGCUGACAGCGACGAGACUCCGCCAGCAGCUGCCACGGACGGGGCUAGGGGAGCGGCGGGCGGAAGAGACAAGCCUCAGCAAGCAGCUGGCAGCAGAGGCAAGGCUAGGAAAGCACCAGAAAACGACGAACCUGUGCAAGCCGCAGGCAAGAGGAAAGGGGCAGGGGAGAAGGCAGACAGGAGGGGAAAGUCUAAGGGGCUAGCCGACAGAGACGAGUCGUCACAAGAAGACGACAGGGCCGAGUCGUCACAAGAAGAGAGCGACGAAUCGUCACAAGAGGACGACAGCGACGAGUCAGAGUGAUUUCAUCCAACUUUGUAAAGAUCGU